Messenger RNA from Oryza brachyantha (malo sina), 1064 nucleotides. Its product is annotated as GATA transcription factor 16-like. The record is from RefSeq and is a predicted model, not a curated record. The transcript has 2 exons. Bases 188 to 601 code for a protein of 137 amino acids. Gene Ontology annotation, molecular function: zinc ion binding; sequence-specific DNA binding. Lineage: Eukaryota; Viridiplantae; Streptophyta; Magnoliopsida; Poales; Poaceae. Gene Ontology annotation, biological process: regulation of DNA-templated transcription.
CCGCCCCCGCCCUCGCCUAAACCCUAAAACCCCAAAUCGCUCUCUCCAUUUCCCGCCGCCUCCCCUCGCGCGAUCCAUCCAUUUCUCUCAGCUCUCGCGCUCCUCUGCUCUCCGGGCUCCGGCACUCUGCCGAUCCGCCACAGAUCGCUCUUAUCUUUCUCUAGCUGUAGCUGUAGCGUAGCUGCACAUGGAGAUCGAUUCCGUCUCCUCCCCGGUGGACAAGGUGGAUCCCGACGAGAGCAACGGCUCCAAAGCCUGCGCUGACUGCCACACCACCAAGACUCCGCUCUGGCGCGGAGGACCCGGAGGACCCAAGUCUCUGUGCAACGCGUGCGGGAUCCGGUAUCGGAAGAGGCGGCGGGCGGCGCUCGGCCUGGACGCUGCUGCCACCGACGGCGCGGAGCAGAAGAAGAAGGCCAAGAAGGAAAAGGCGGAGGAAGAGGACGAGGUCACCGUGGAGCUCCACAUGGUGGGCUUCCGCAGCAAGGACGCCGCUGUGCUCAAGCAGCGGCGCCGGAUGCGCCGCAGGAAAUGCCUCCGCGAGGAGGAGAGGGCGGCAAUCCUGCUCAUGGCCCUCUCCUCGGGCGUCAUCUACGCCUGAGCCUCAGGCCAUGACAAGAUUCCUUCUUUUUUUUUUUCCGCCGGCGCUAUGGCAAUCAAAUCGAAGCUAAUAAUACUACUGUCUUGUGGUGUGCUCUGCCUGUACUAGGCUAGCUCUAGCUGGUUGUUCUUGUUCCUGCCUUAGCUGUAACGUCUGUGUGAUCCGACUUUGUCUCCGUCUCAUGUACUUGUAGUAGCAGUAAGUAGUUUACCGCCGCCUAACAAUCAAGUUUGGUUUCUCUGAAAUGUAACAAGAGAAGAAGUUGAAAGAGCUGGAGCUUGAGCUUGGGCUUGGCUUAUGAUCAAUCAUCCAUCCUGCCUACGCUGGUUGUUGUUGGUUGUACAGAUGAUGGUGUGCCUGCCUGCAUUCCCUUGUUUCUUGCCUUGGUCAACUCACAGGUCAAAGGGAAAGUUUCUUUGCUGCUGCAGGGUGACUGACAAUCAGGGUCCUUGGGUGCUUAUUU